Molecule: messenger RNA, 1091 nt
Organism: Arachis duranensis
Lineage: Eukaryota; Viridiplantae; Streptophyta; Magnoliopsida; Fabales; Fabaceae
Product: phosphopantetheine adenylyltransferase
Exons: 7
Coding region: 282-860 (192 amino acids)
Biological process (GO): coenzyme A biosynthetic process
Molecular function (GO): pantetheine-phosphate adenylyltransferase activity; dephospho-CoA kinase activity
Source: RefSeq, a predicted model, not a curated record
UUGGGGGAUAAUUAUGUAAUUGUAGUGAGGGACCACAGGUGAGCUGAACAUUCUUGUUGUGCGGCUAAAAUCUCCCGCACGUUUCGGUUGUUGAAUCUGAUUUUCUUUAGGUCCUAACCAUCAAGCGUGUGGUAUUCUCACCUUUAAAUAUUGGCACGCAAAUAGUUGCACCGUACGGUAUUCUCACCAACCACCGUGCUAGCUCCUUUGACGGCCUGAGGAAUUACCAACCUAACCGGAAGAUCUGGACCGUUGUUUUCGAAUCGCACGCCUCUGCUGUUAUGUUGAACCUGCAGCAGAAGAAAAGCGAGGCUGAUGCUAUUCCAAUGGCCGCUCAAGAUGAUCCCAUGCUGCUUCCCACCCUCUCUCCCCCCAACACCUACCAAGCUGUCGUCAACGGCGGCACCUUUGACCGAUUGCACGAUGGCCACCGCCUCUUCCUCACCGCUUCAGCACAGUUGGCAAGGCACCGGAUUGUGAUCGGAGUUUGCGAUGGACCUAUGCUCGCAAAGAAGCAGUUUGCUGAACUGAUACAGCCUAUUGAGGAAAGGAUACACAAUGUUGAAACUUUCAUAAAGUCUAUCAAGCCAGAACUGGAAGUGCAAGCUGUACCAAUCACAGAUCCUUAUGGGCCUUCUAUCGUGGAUGCAGAUUUGGAGGCUGUGGUUGUAAGCAAAGAGACAGUACCCGGAGGAUUAGCAGUAAACAGGAAAAGAGCUGAAAGAGGCCUUUCACAGUUGAAGAUUGAAGUUGUAGAUUUGGUCUCUGGAGGUUCGGGUGAAGUUAAGCUGAGUUCAUCAAUGUUAAGGAAGCUUGAGGCUGAAAAAGUCAACCAGCAAAGCACAAUAUCACAGACUUAGAAACAAAGAAUUUGUUCAGCUUAUACAUAUAUUAUUUUUCAAACAUUGUUUACAUGAUUGCAACAUGCAAGUUGUUGUUUCAUCAGAGUUCAGAAAAUGGAGGAAACAUUUUAGGAGUGGGAAAAAUAGGGAGAAACUCGCAAAUCCUUGAGAAGGAAAAACUUUUCUCCCUGCAGAUAAUAUUUGUAUCAUUGAAUUUAUUUAAUGAAAUGUGACUAUAUAUUAUUUAAA